CUAGCCAGCUGAUGCCAUGCGAGGCGGCGCCCACCCGGCGGCGCUGGACCUUCUUUGGACCGGGUGGAUCAUGGAUAUGCCGGGGCAUAAACCCCCGGGACGCGGCGAAUAUUCUCUCUCUUUCUCCAGCCGGAUCCUCUUCCCCGUUUUCCCCGCGCAUUUUCCCCUUGGUUUCUUGCACGCCCAACACUCGAUCCGCCUGAAUCCCAUAUACAGAGAGGUCCUGUGUAUAAAUAGCAGCUCGCCUCCACAAAUUAGCAGCAAAGCCCGCGCGUUACAGCUCGAGCAUCUUGUAUAAUUUGGCCGUCAUCUAUCUAGCUAGCGCUGACCCUCGUCUUCGCCGGCCGGUCCUUCAUCUGACCAGGGCCAACGACGCGCCGCCGCCGGUAGCCGGCAACGUACGUGUACGUCUGGAGCUAGUCUGGGCGAAGGGCGAUGGCUCAGCCCAAGGCCGACGUCGUCGUCGUCCCGCCGGCCGCCAUGCCGGAGCCGGACAUCGCCGCGGAGCUCGACGCCCUGGCGGCGCGUUCUUCGCCGUCCCCUACUACUACCAGCGGAGCCGCGCCGGCGGCGGCGAGGCCGCCGCUGGUGGUGGUCGGGCACCGCGGGAGCGGGAUGAACGCGCUGGCGGCGGCGCCGGAGGACCCGCGGGCGCGGGGCGGCGACGUCAGGGAGAACACGCUCCGCUCCUUCAACGCCGCCGCCGCCGCCGCCGGCGUCGCCUACGUCGAGUUCGACGUCCAGGUGACCAAGGACGGCUGCCCGGUCAUCUUCCACGACAACUUCAUCUACACUGAGGAAAACGGCGAGAUCUCAGGGAAGCGCGUCACCGACCUCGACCUGGACGAGUUCCUCUCCUACGGGCCCCAGAGGAACCAGGAGAAGGCCGGGAAGCCGCUGCUCCGGAAGCUCAAGGACGGGAGGAUCCUCCGGUGGGAGGCGCGGUCGGAGGACGCGCUCUGCACGCUGCGCGAGGCGUUCGAGGGCGUCGACCGCCGCGUCGGCUUCAACGUCGAGCUCAAGUUCGACGACAACCUCGCCUACACGGAGGCGGCGCUCGCCGCCGCCCUGCGGGCCGUCCUCGAGGUCGUCUUCGAGCACGCCGGCGGCCGGCCCGUCAUCUUCUCCAGCUUCCAGCCCGACGCCGCGCAGCUCGUCCGGAAGCUGCAGGACAAGUACCCUGUGUACUUCCUGACGAACGGCGGGACGCAGAUGUACGCCGACCCGAGGCGGAACUCGCUGGAGGAGGCCGUCAGGCUGUGCGUCGCCGCCGGCCUGCAGGGGAUCGUGUCGGAGGUCCGGGCGAUCCUCCGGCAGCCGGCGGCGGUGGCCAAGAUCAAGGAGGCCAAGCUCUCGCUCAUGACCUACGGCCAGCUCAACAACGUGCCGGAGGUGGUGUACGUGCAGCACCUGAUGGGGGUGGACGGCGUGAUCGUCGAUCGGGUGCUGGAGAUCGCCGAGGCCGUGUCGGCGUUCCCCGCCGCCGCGGGGGAGUCGGGCUCCUCCGAAGGAGGCGGCAGGUGCGAGAGGCUGGGGACGGCGGCGGCGGCGGGGACGCCGAGCUUCUCCACGCCGGAGAUGUCCUUUCACUACUAGAAAAAUACCUUAAGCCACUGGUUGCAGGUAUCUUUUGGUAUAGUUUUUUUGAACUAGUACUCCGAAAGUGGUCCUUAAGCAACUGGUUGCAGGUAUCUUUUGGUACCAGUUUUUUAAACCAGUACUCCGAAAGUGGUACCAAAGGCUCGAGUCUUUGGGAGCCUUUGGUACCGGGUAAAUUAACCGGUAUCUAAGGCCUCCAAAAUUCACGAAAAAUAUUCUCUUUGGCUAGGAUUUGAACUCGCGACCUCUAGCCUUGCGCGUUGCUUC
Messenger RNA from Panicum virgatum (switchgrass), 1866 nucleotides. RefSeq names its product glycerophosphodiester phosphodiesterase GDPD2-like. The transcript is spliced from 6 exons. Gene Ontology annotation, biological process: glycerophospholipid catabolic process. The record is from RefSeq and is a predicted model, not a curated record. NCBI's taxonomy places the organism in Eukaryota, Viridiplantae, Streptophyta, Magnoliopsida, Poales, Poaceae. Gene Ontology annotation, molecular function: phosphoric diester hydrolase activity. Bases 436 to 1596 code for a protein of 386 amino acids.